Microthlaspi erraticum is the source of this 660-nucleotide messenger RNA. Lineage: Eukaryota; Viridiplantae; Streptophyta; Magnoliopsida; Brassicales; Brassicaceae. The record is from the annotation of a GenBank genome assembly.
AUGAGGAAACUCGGCUUUAAUCCCAGCAUUGUCACACUCGGCUCUCUGCUCAAUGGAUUCUGUCGCAGGAAUAGAUCCCACGAGGCCUUAUCUCUCGUUGACACGAUGUCGAAAUCUGGAUAUGAGCCUAACGUUGUGAUCUACAACACUGUGAUUAAUGGUCUCUGCAAGAACAGAGGCGUGGACGAUGCGUUGGAGCUACUCAACGUCAUGGAGAAGAAAGGAGUCAGAGCGGAUUCCGUUACCUACAACACUCUGGUUGUUGCUCUGUGUAGCUCUGGUAGAUGGAGCGACGCUGCUCGGCUUCUGAGAGAGAUGAUGAAGAGGAAACUCGUCCCUAACGUAGUCUUCUUGAGUGCUUUGAUCGAUAGGUUUGUGAAAGAUGGGAAUCUUUCAGAGGCUAAGAACUUGUUCAGGGAGAUGAUACGGAGGUCUGUAGAUCCUAAUAUCUUCACUUACAACUCUCUGAUAAACGGAUUUUGCAUACACGGUCGUCUCCGUGAGGCUAGGCAAAUGUUUGAUGUGAUGGUGAAGAAUGGAUGUUCCCCGGAUGUAGUGACCUAUAACACUCUCAUAAAGGGAUUCUGCAAGUACAAGAGAGUAGAAGAUGGGAUGAAACUCUUGUGUGAGAUGGGUCGUGAAGGAGACGCUUUCACUUAG